CUAGUUUGUCACUUUGUCGUCGCAGCAAGGUAGCAGCUCUCGCUCUAGCUCUCUGCUUGUCCGCAAAGCCCUUGGAUCAACUCAGCGGCGAACUUGGACUCCAACCUUGGCCUGUACGCUGUACCUACAAAAGGUGGCGCUAUGGUAGCUCGUCUUGUGCAUCGACUCACGCCACCACGCACCUCCUCGUACGCGUCCGAGCAGAUGGCGCCGGCUGCGGGGACGGUGGCCAGCAGCAGGCACAAGAAGUGGUCGGACGAGUGCAGGAACCUGUGGCGCGUCGCGGGGCCGGUGAUCCUGACCGGGAUCUUCCAGUUCCUGCUCGGCUUCGUCACCACGGCCUUCGUCGGCCACAUCGGCAAGGUCGAGCUCGCUGCUGUCUCCAUCGUCAACGGCGUCGUCGAGGGCCUCGCCUUCGGCCUCCUGCUUGGCAUGGGGAGCGCGCUGGAGACCCUGUGCGGGCAGGCCGUGGGCGCCGGGCAGCUCCAGAUGCUGGGGGUGUACAUGCAACGCUCCUGGAUCAUCUGCCUCGCCACCUCCCUCGCCCUGCUCCCGCUCUACGUCUUCACGUCCCCUCUCCUCCGCAUGCUCCGGCAGUCCGCGGACAUCUCGGCGGUGGCGGGGCGGUACGCGCGCUGGUGCGUGCCGCAGCUGUUCGCGUACGCCGUCAACUUCCCCAUCCAGAAGUUCUACCAGGCGCAGAGCAGGGUGUGGGCCAUGACGGCCAUCUCGGGCGCCGCGCUCGCCGUGCACGCGCUGCUCAGCUGGCUCGUCGUGGCCAGGCUCGGGCGCGGCCUGGCCGGCGCCGCCGUCGUCGGCGACGUCUCCUGGUGGCUCGUCAACGUCGCGCAGUUCGUCUACCUCGUCGGCGGCUCCUUCCCCGACGCAUGGACAGGGUUCUCGCGCAAGGCGUUCGACAGCCUCGGCGGCUUCGUCAGGCUCUCCGUCGCCUCGGCCGUCAUGCUGUGCCUAGAGAUGUGGUAUUAUACGGCAGUGCUCAUUCUGGUGGGAUGCCUGAAGAACCCAGAGAUUCAAGUCGAUGCGAUUUCCAUAUGCAUGAACUACCAGCUUUGGACACUGAUGGUUGCUGUUGGCUUCAACGCUGCAGUAAGUGUUCGCGUGUCGAACGAGCUCGGCGCCAACCACCCAAAGGCGGCCAGGUUUUCCGUGGUCGUCGCCACCGUCACGUCGGCCGCCGUCGGGGUGGUCUUCACGGCCGUCGCUCUGGCGGCGAGGAAGCAGAUGCCUCGGCUUUUCACCGGCGACGACGUGGUCGUCAGGGAGACCGCCAAGCUAGGGUACCUCCUAGCCGCUACCAUAUUCCUCAACAGCGUCCAGCCGGUGCUGUCAGGCGUGGCGAUCGGUGCCGGGUGGCAGUCCUUGGUCGCGUUCGUCAACGUCGGCAGCUACUACCUCGUUGGCCUGCCCCUCGCGGCCGUGUUUGGCUUCAAGCUGAAGCUCAAUGCUACGGUAAGACAAGCAUGGGAUUUGGGUGGGAGUGUUGAUCGGAACGGUAUUACAGACUGUGAUUCUGUUCGUAAUACUCAGCAGAACCAAGUGGCAAAAAGAGGCUAUGCUAGCAGAAGAGAGGAUACGGGAGUGGGGAGGAAAUGUCGAGCUGCCACAUACUCAAGAAACGGGGCCAAGUGAAAGCACUGCCGCGCCAGACGCAAGAAAGGGGCCCAAGUGAAAAACAUCGUGACACCGGUUUGAUAGGAAACUACUAAAGCAUUGUGACCAUUUUCAGCCACCAGAAUCAUUUGAUUAAUGUGUGAAGUGUGGAGUGGGAGUACUUGUAAUAGAUGGGAAAAAGUGAGACAUGACAGGGUCAAACCGAUGGCCUCUUCUUAGGGCUA
This is a messenger RNA of Zea mays, 1856 nucleotides long. RefSeq lists its product as uncharacterized. The transcript is spliced from 8 exons. The coding region runs from base 142 to 1650 and encodes 502 amino acids. Gene Ontology annotation, molecular function: xenobiotic transmembrane transporter activity; antiporter activity. Gene Ontology annotation, cellular component: membrane. NCBI's taxonomy places the organism in Eukaryota, Viridiplantae, Streptophyta, Magnoliopsida, Poales, Poaceae. Gene Ontology annotation, biological process: xenobiotic detoxification by transmembrane export across the plasma membrane. The record is from RefSeq and is a predicted model, not a curated record.